AUGCUCGUAGGGUUUCUCGCUCUCUCAGCAGGUCUCCUGUCUGCACAAUAUGGCCAUUAUGCAGCCGCCACCGACACUGCGGCGGUCCGUACAUUCUUCUAUGUUGGUGGCGGCUACACAGAAGACGGUACAGGUGGUCACAUCUUCAAGGAUCAGAUGUAUGUGGAAAAGCUAGAACCUGUCACCUCGCGACGCACAAAACAAAAGCCAAGUCCAAUUGUCUUGAUCCAUGGACAGGGCCAAACUGGAACGAAUUUUUUGAGCAAGCCAGACGGCGGAGAGUCCUGGACCUCACAUUUCUUGGACGCUGGAUACACUGUUUACAUUGUAGAUCAGACCUUCCGCGGGCGGUCAGCUUGGGCACCCCGCAGUGGUGCACAAGCGCCAUCAACCUACUCAGCUGAGGUCAUUCAACAAAGGUUCACAGCACCCGAGGCGUACAACUUAUGGCCUCAAGCAAAACUUCACAGACAGUGGCCUGGUACAGGAAUGAUGGGGGAUGAGUCGUUCGACAAUUUUUACUCCUCUAAUGUGCAGUUCAUCUCCAACGCCACGUACCAACAGCAAACAGUGCAAUAUGCAGGCGCUCAGCUCUUGGAUAAAAUAGCUGCUCCCACAUGGGUACUUGGCCACAGUCAGGGAGGGUUGAUGCCCAUUCUUAUCGCUGACGCUCGGCCAAAUCUUGUCAAGGGACUCGUGCUAUUGGAGCCAACUGGGCCAACUUUCCAGGAGGCGGUCUUCGGAUUUGGUUCUGCUCGGGCAUGGGGUCUGACAGAUAUCCCUCUCAAAUACGCUCCAGACGUCACGAACCCUGUCACCGACCUUGUAAAGCAGACGGUUCAGCCUCCCCAUCCGCACAGCGACAACUCAACUAUACCCUGCAUCUUGCAAGCAGAGAACCCUGCUCCUCGACAGCUGCCGAACCUGGCUCCUCUACCUAUCCUUACAGUUACAGCCGAAGCUAGUUACCACGCGCCCUACGAUUACUGUACUGUUGAGUUCCUGAAACAGGCAGGAUGCGACAAAGCAACCCACAUGGAGCUUGGAAAGAUUGGUAUACACGGAAAUGGGCACAUGAUGUUUAUGGAAAAGAACAGCGAAAAGAUAUGGAAACAGGUGAACAAAUGGCUAAAAAAGAACGAAUAG
Messenger RNA from Didymella exigua CBS 183.55, 1146 nucleotides. Its product is annotated as alpha/beta-hydrolase. The transcript has a single exon. Bases 1 to 1146 code for a protein of 381 amino acids. The record is from RefSeq and is a predicted model, not a curated record. Lineage: Eukaryota; Fungi; Ascomycota; Dothideomycetes; Pleosporales; Didymellaceae.